UACUACUCCUGGCAUGAUUCCCCUCAAGGACACUAUACUUUAUGGGUUGUACCCACCUCAUGAUUCAAUUAUAUUUGGUAGUUUUGAAGCAUGUUGGAAAGCUUGUCUUGUAGAUCGCGAACAAGAUAUGUCAUUGGCUAUAAGCAGGCGUCUCUAGUUGUUGCCUGUUUUGUGAAGAUGUGCUUGGAUCCAUUGGCAGCAUUGAGCAGGAGAAACGCUUUUGAAGCACCACCAUCAUCCACCCAAUCAUCCCCUCAUCCACAAUCAUGCGAAGUCUGCAAGUCAUGCUUGAUAGCUGCUGCCAGUGGUACAUUUUCUGCAUUCUUCUUUAUCUAGAUUGGUCUGAUGUUAUGCUUCAUCCAUUACCACAGAAGAUCAAAGGGAUUCUUCAUUGGGCCGUCUUAUGCUGAGAUAAAAGAUUUGACCAAGAACUUCAAGGAUCCUCUUGGUCCCAUUGUGUUUCAUGUACUGAUGCUUGGAAACAAGCUUGUCGUUGUCACAGUGUCAAACUGUUCAAAUCAAGAGAGACAAUUUCGCUCAUUUGUUGCUGUGGAGCAUCGAUCACAAGAGACUCGUUCAGCUAGAAGCAUAUGCUGUGAAUUAGACCACAAUAGAAGGCACAGCCGGACAUGGGAGCCACAUGUGAAGAUUUGGAUUGGUGUCGCAAGGGCAAUGACAUACCUGCACUCAGCUUAGCGGUUCAUGGGACACGGAAGGCAGAAAUUGGAGAACGUGGUCUUGGAUGAGGAGAUCCGAGCCAAAGUGAAUGGAAUUUGGGUUGCAAUGGGCAAAGUCCGACAAUACAGAGGUUGCAGCUAUGAAGGAUGUGCAGCAAUUUGGUACAAUGCUGAUCGAGAUGGUGUCUGGGAGGAGGGGAGAGAUGGAGUUGCACAUGUGGGGAUAUGAGACAUUGGUGUCAGAAAGUGUCAUGGGUGUGGUGGAUGGACGAUUGGAGGCAAUGCAGAUCCGGGGAAGCACAGAGGGGCUUCUGGGUAGCCUUGUGGUGUGUGCAAGAGGGGGCCUUCAUGAGGUCAUCAAUGGGGGAGGUAGCCAAGUGACUGGACGCACUCCACCACCGUUUCCCUCAAUUUCCACCAGGCCGAGAUGGCCAUAUAUCGAUGACGAAACUGAUGGUGAUUGGCCUGUCAGUCUGGAUAGUUGGCAGAUUUUCACCAGUCAGGAAGAUUCUAAUUUUUUUGGGGUGGGAGGCCAUUCCUGGUUUGGUUUUUUUGGCCAUUCAAGAAAUGGUGGUCGUGGGAGUAUGGCAAGGUUGGUAAUAGUUUUUUCCCUUUCUUUGAUGAUGUAGGGAA
Messenger RNA from Nymphaea colorata (pocket water lily), 1310 nucleotides. Its product is annotated as G-type lectin S-receptor-like serine/threonine-protein kinase SD3-1. NCBI's taxonomy places the organism in Eukaryota, Viridiplantae, Streptophyta, Magnoliopsida, Nymphaeales, Nymphaeaceae. The record is from RefSeq and is a predicted model, not a curated record.